AACAAAUCUAAAGUAUGUGUAACUACAAGACUGGCAGAACACCUUUAAACCGUACGAAAUCAUGUACGACGAAGUUGGUUAACAACACAUAAUUUCUCUCUUUAUUAAAAAUAUGAUGUACCCGAUCAACAAAAAUGAUUCAAACGCUAAAAUCUCCUGUAUCUACGACACUCCCUGUGAUCCAAAAGAUACCGAUUACGAAAAACUCUUUUGUCCCAAUAACGAACUCUCCGAGCCCCCAAAAACCAGAUCCGACAGGCUGAAAACGGGCUCCAGUUGCCAGGCACUCAAACAUGCCUGCAAGACGCUCCACAGGAUCGACGAUUUUCACAAGGAGAAAAUCGGGGCCGGGUUUUUUUCAGAAGUUUUUAAGGUGACGCACCGUGUGACCGGUCAAGUGAUGGUCCUGAAGAUGAACCUGUUGCCGUCGAACCGUCGCAACAUGCUGAAGGAGGUGCAGCUGAUGAACCGGCUGUCGCACCCGAACAUACUCGGGCUGAUGGGCGUGUGCGUGCACGAGGGUCAGCUGCACGCGCUCACCGAGUACAUUGACGGCGGGUCGCUCGACCAGGUCGUGCAGAAUCGGCAGAUCGAUCUGCCGCAGCAGACGCGCAUGUCCAUCGCACGGGACAUCUCUCGAGGCUGCGCCUACCUGCACUCCAAACGGGUCUUCCACAGGGACUUGACCAGCAAGAAUGUCCUGAUAAAGACCUUGCCGGGAAUGGUGGCCGUUGUCGGGGAUUUCGGACUGUCGACUUCGAUUCCCGAUCCGCUGACGAAGCCUCGCCUCUGCACGGUGGGCAGCCCGUACUGGAUGUCGCCGGAGUGCCUCAAGGGCCAGUACUACGACGAGAGCAGCGACGUGUUCAGCUACGGCAUCGUGCUGUGCGAGCUGAUAGCGCGCGUCGAAGCUGAUCCGGAUCAGCUGCCCAGAACCGACAACUUCGGACUCGACUAUUUGGCCUUUAGCGAGCUGUGCGGCCAGAAUGUUGUACCUGAUUUUUUGACUUUGGCUUUUAGAUGUUGUGCAAUAGAACCGAAGAGCAGGCCGACCUUUCCCGAGAUCUCGACGCGGUUGGACGAGAUCGUCGGCGAUCUGCGGAACGCGGCCGAAAAAGAGGCGAGCAGGUCGGCCAGCGUUGCCGCGCGCAGCGAAGAGCAGUUGCCGGUUUUGUCGGUGCAGUCCUCCCUACCGCAACACCGCAAAAUCGUCCACCGACGGUCCCUAUCGGAGGACGUGUCGAUGCUGGCGAUCUCGAUGUACGCGACGCCCAGCGACAAAGCGCGCCGGCACGCGCUGAUAAUGUGCCGGCAGGACCCGCACUACAAACCGCGCACCUCCAACCCCUUCGCCGCGCUCACCCGCUUCCGCGGCGUCAAAAAGUUCCUCGGCAACUUCUCCUCCUGCUUCGAACUGCCCUCCUGCGAUCCGACGAACGACUCCCCCAAGUCCCUCCCCGGCUCCCCCACCGCCUCCAGAAAGUCCACCGCGAACCUGAGCGAAUGCGACACCCCCGCUACGGCGUUGAGGCGCCGCGGCUCGUGCGAGUCGGGUUUUUACUCGUCGGUGGGGGAGUGCCUCUCCCCUAACUCGCUGUGGGGGGAUUCCGGCACCGCCGUCAGUUCCUUGAGAUCCCUGGACGAGUUGGACCAACUGUGCAAACGCGCCUCGUCCAUCUACACGGACUCGAGCGAGGACAUCUCGAGCCUCGCCGGGUCGGACUGGACGGGGCAGGAGCUGCAGCCGAACAUCUCCUCCAUCGUGGAGUACUUCGAGCGCAAGGGGGCCACGCUGCGGCAUCCAGGGGGCGUCAGGGGCGGCCUGCAGCUCAGCUCGAGGAUCGCGGCGCUGCGCAGGUCCUUGGAGAAGCAGAACUACGGCGGCGCGCCCGCCUCCCCCAACGGACACCCCUCGUCCGCGCAGAAGCCCAAGUGCUCGCGGCUGGUGGUGUGCGAGGGCGCGGUCAGGUCCAAGCUGCCCCUCUUCGACAAGAAAUAGCUCAGUCUUCCGCGAUAAACUUUUGAAUUGGAAUUUUGUCAAUGUUACUGCAUUAACUAACGUUCAAAACGUUCGACGUCCGUUCUUUGCCAAAUUUACUUUUUUUACUCGGCCAACGUUUAAACAAUUGUUUUUAACCUCAAUAUAAUUUUUACAACCUUUACCGCUCUAAAAAAAUUUUAAACGAUUUUUUCAUAAAUUCGACCGUUUGUUAUGAAACGCCAUUUGUAUCAAAAUAAACUUGUUUUGCUUUAUAAUUAAUAUGAAUUAUUUACUAAAUUAUUUUUUAUCAAAAUAUUUCUUUAUCAAAUUAUAUUCUAUGAGAAUGAAAAAUUAUUGAUGCAGCUUCUAUAUCAAGUUGAGAAGAGGUGGGAAAAAUUGAUCCUACACCAAAUCAAUUUUUGAUUUUAAUAUAAUUUGUUUGAUUUCAAAAUGCCCAAUGACUAGAUUGCCCAGGUUGAAGCUGCAUUAGGCUGGUUCAAAAAAUCAACUAUUUUUUUUCCUGAAUUUUCGCACUGAAAUAUCUUCACGGUACUAAAAAAAGACUCCUGUGAAAACCGGAGCUCUUAAUUUUAAUAUUUAGAGGUCGCGCAUCUAUAAUUUUUAUUUUCCAUUUAAAUAACAUGAGAAAUUUUGUUUUGUUUCUUUAUAAUUUUCUAGCUUACAAACUAAUUAACAGAUUUGUAUGCGCAAUACAUAUUCGUGUGGAAAAUUGAACGCUCUACAAAAAAUGUAAUAUCAUUUUUCGAUAAACCAACGAGUUCAAAGUCGGAGUUAAAUUUAUGUCAUAAUUGCAUUUUUUACUUCAAUUUUAGGCAAAUUCAUAAGUUAGUUAUUAUCAAAUAUAAAAAAAAUCAUUCAAAAAUCAAAAUUACGAUGUUC
Molecule: messenger RNA, 2881 nt
Organism: Brassicogethes aeneus
Lineage: Eukaryota; Metazoa; Arthropoda; Insecta; Coleoptera; Nitidulidae
Source: the annotation of a GenBank genome assembly